GGUAUAAAAGCCGAGAUGGUCACAUCAGUUUAACACAUCGCCCCUUGCAGUCGAUUCUGACUUUCUGUCUCGUGUAAAGUCAAAGUCAAUUCGAAAUCAUGUCUCUGUCCUACCACUUUUUGAUGUUGGUGAGUUUAGGUGUUGUGGCCGUGAUGGGCAACAAUUACAAGCCGCCCGCUUAUCACCAGCCGAAAUACGAGCCAGAGAUACCGGCCUGCUCCAAGAACACGACCAAGAACUGGUGCCUGGAGGAUUCCGAGUACCCGGCCUACGAAGUCGUUUACGAACUGGACAAGCACUACGAGGCCGUUGUGGCUUUGUACAAGAACGUCGUGGCCGAAACGGCCAACUCGGUCGACACUUUGACCCAAUUGGUGGACGAGACUUACCUCUGCCCCAGCGCCACCUCCUUCGUCCAGCCGCUGCGUGCCGUCAACACCAAAGGCAAGUGGCGUGUCAUCAUCAACAAAGUCGAGUCUUACGGCAUCAAAUACGAUCAACACGCUCGCAUCGAAGAAUGUGAGGCCGACGCGGCCGGAAAGGCCUGCCCCUUGGUCCCCACCUGCUACGAGUCCAAGUGCCUCCAGAAGAGCAUCUACCACCGUUUCCUCGUCUACGAUCCCACCGAUUACUAUUUCCCAUUCGCCAUCGAGACCUUCAAGUUGCCGGCCUCAUGCGCCUGCUUCGUUGGAGCCUUCAGCCUCUAAAUCAAUUACCGUAAUGUUCUUUUAUUUUUCUUUCUUCCAAUUUUCGGCCAAUCCCAAACCAAAUUGUCAUCAUCCCAAGGCUCAUAUCAGUCACCAAACGAUCCCUGUGAUAAUAUCAUUCGUGUAAAAACAUCUCUGCGCUUCACAGUCGACUCGUUUUUCAACUGAAAACUGAAAAAAGAUUCGAAGUGGAGCACAAAGGUUGGCGGUACCAUCCAACAUCAAAGCAGUCCCUCGUCCACAACAACAUCUUGGGUUUUAUCUAAUACGAAAAAUAGUUCUAUGCAUUUCCUUUAAUUAUUUGACUUUUUAUCCGAAGACAAUAAAUUUCCAAUUUUUACUGAAAA
Daphnia pulex (common water flea) is the source of this 1054-nucleotide messenger RNA. Its product is annotated as protein spaetzle 5-like. Gene Ontology annotation, molecular function: growth factor activity; Toll binding. The record is from RefSeq and is a predicted model, not a curated record. The transcript has 2 exons. Bases 99 to 707 code for a protein of 202 amino acids. Gene Ontology annotation, cellular component: extracellular region. Lineage: Eukaryota; Metazoa; Arthropoda; Branchiopoda; Diplostraca; Daphniidae. Gene Ontology annotation, biological process: regulation of Toll signaling pathway; innate immune response; central nervous system formation.